Molecule: messenger RNA, 4774 nt
Organism: Pan troglodytes (chimpanzee)
Lineage: Eukaryota; Metazoa; Chordata; Mammalia; Primates; Hominidae
Gene: TMEM69
Product: transmembrane protein 69
Exons: 3
Coding region: 3500-4243 (247 amino acids)
Source: RefSeq, a predicted model, not a curated record
GGCACGGACAAGCCUAGUUUAGUACGCCCCUUCUAACCCCCCUGCCCACUUCCAGGGCCUGGGCGCGUAUGAAUGAGUGGGUGGGUAUGCAUGUGUGUAUCCCUUUUUUCUUCACCCUCCCACAGCCCGCCCCUGGGCCAGUGCGCGUCCCGAAACUACCUCUACAAGGACUUGCAAACCGGUUUCGGAGGAACGUGUGUUUUCCGGCCCUUUCCCACCUUCCGCUCCUUCACGUGUGCGCGUCGUUGAGACUCCAGUCCCCAGCGGGCCACACGGCCUGGCCCCGGGGGCUGAGCGGCUGCGUCGGCCGCGCUACCCGCUGGGAGUAGUAGUUCCCCUGGAGCGCAGGCGUCACUCCCCCGCCCCAGCGAAGGGCGGGAUUCCGGCGAGAGCCUGCGCUUGUGACAGUGCCGUUUCUCCUACCUGAAGUCUCAUUGGGUAUCGCACUACUGGAAGGGGCGGCGCUGCCAUGACAGAGAAGGCAAUAAAACUGAAGGCCUAGCUCGACUAAAAGCGCUUACUAUUAAGGAAGACUUCGCUGUGGCUCCAUCCGGCACGGAAAGCUAAACCGUGUAAUGGCUGGCAACCAGGAAGCUAGACUACCUAGAAUCCGGAGGAUUGGAGGGACUGGCCGGCGUGGGCCCCUGAGAUUUCCUAUUACAUGUCUUCAGUUUUAUCCAUAGACACGGAAGGACACUAAAAUUGCCUGGUGCCAUUUCCUGUGAAACAAGUCUAGAUAAGAGAAGGGACUUGCCCAAGGUCACAUAGCCGAGAAAUAAAGCCGAGGGCAGUAGGAGAAAUGAUCUGACUUUCCGAACCACCCCCAAGCCUAGGGCCCUUAUCACCACACCUUUCAUGGAAGUGAAAAUCCUGCUCUUGUGCUCUUUAACCCUUAAUGAAGUUUAUAGGUCCCAGCAAAGAAAAUGGAUGUAAGAACUGGGCUUUUUUCCCCCUCUAAAUGAUAGUAAAGGGCCCUAAUGCAGAGUGAGAUGUGUCCCCAUAGGCCUUAUAAACCCUGUUUUGCAAAGUAAAACAUAAGUUCCACAGAUGGCAAGCAAUUCAGGUCACACUGGGCCUAAAAUCCCGUUUCUUACCUUCCUUCACCACCAUCAUUCUGAGAUUGUUUCAGUACUUGCACUCUACUUUCCCGAACUCUGUGGGCAGAUUCUGCUGCCUGGGAGCCCUGGAAUAGAACUUCAAGGACCGUUCAACAUCUGGAUUCAACUAGAAAUUAAGAAUGGCCCCCAAACAGUAAGCCGGGCCUAGGAACCAGUUAGCGCAGGUCAAGUCCCUACCCGGACUCAUUUUUUUUCAGCCCUCAGGAAGUAGGGGCCUCUCUGAAUCCACUUGCCGGAAGUGCCUUUCCAGUGGACCUGGGCUGUUGUUGCGGUUGUUUUCCUUCUCUCCGUGCAACGCUGGCAAGUCUCAAAGUCGCCACAGGUGCAGGUUGGGAUGGGAGGCACCAAGGGUUGGUAGUAAAUUUGCGACGUUGGGAUGGGAGGGCACCAAGGGUUGGUAGUAAAUUGGAGACGCGGGCACUCUCGGGCAGGGUUUCCCGAAGACACUGGCGUCUAAACCCCGCCUUCCUUUCUCAGAGGUCAGUUUGAAGCUGGCAGUUUGCAGUCUUCCCACCAGGGCAAUGGGAAUAUUGAGCUUUUUCAUUUAUAUUAGGAGGAUUAAGCUUUGAGUCUCAGUCCUUAAUCCCGCAUCACCUGCCGUCCCUGGACUUUUUAGGUUAUCACUUUUUAAUACCCACUAGUUGGAAAGCACGUGCCACAGAGGAAAGGGAGUUUCCAAAGAUGGGGGGAUGGUUGAGAUUUUAAAUGGAGUGGUCUGUAAAGUCCUUACGAAGAAAGUGAUUUUGAACAAAAGUGAUGGGUACGCUCUGCGGGCAUUUUGGUCUGGGGCUCAGGUGGGUGGGUGUGGGUGUGAUCUAAAUUCUACUCGGAGGCCCAGGAUUACUUACCUCCCUACUUGCUUCCUUAAGUAUAGCAUGAAGACAUUAACUGGUAUACAGGAUUUCUUGACCCAGCCCUAAGAUCUGUGAUCAAUAAAUUAGUUCAAUCGAUUUUUUUUUUUUUUUUUUUUUUUUUGAGACGGAGCUUCGCACUGUCGCGUGGGCUGGAGUGCAAUUGCGCGAUCUCGGCUCACUGCAACCUCCGCCUCCCAGGCUGAGGCAGGAGAAUGGCAUGAACCUGGGAGGCGAAGCUUGCAGUGAGCUGAGAUGGCACCACUGCACUCCACCCUGGGCGAUAGAGCAAGACUCCGUCUCAAAAAAAAAAUUGGCUGGGCAUGGUGGCGUGGCCUGUAGUCCCAGCUCCUUAGAGGGCUGAGGUGGUAAGAUCCCUCGAUCCCGGGAGGUCAAGGCUGCAGACAGCGGAGAGCACGCCACUGCACUCCAGAUUGAGUGACAGAGCGAGACCCUGUAUCCAAAAAAAAAAAAAAAGUUACAUCAACCCUAUGAAUUAGUACCCAUAUUUCAAAGGUGAAUGAACUGCACCAUAACAAGAUUAAAUAAUUUGUUCAAAGACACACAGCUAAUAAGUAGUGGAGCCAGGAUUCCAACCAAGUUUGACACCAAAGUCUGCACUCCAACAGGCUAUUCUCUCUCAGUACUAAGUUAAUGAGGUUAUUUUGAGCAUUAAAUGAGUUAAUGCUCACCGGGCGCGGUGGCUCAUGCCUGUAAUCCCAACACUUUGGGAGGCCUAGGCAGUUGGAUCACCUGAGGUCAGGAGUUCAGGACCAGCCUGGCCAACAUGGCGAAACCCCAUCUCUCCUGAAAAUACAAAAAUUGGCCAGACAUGGUGGCAGGAGCCUGUAAUCCCAGCUACUUGGGAGGCUGAGGCACAAGAAUCGCUUGAACCCGGUAGGCAGAUGAUGCAGUGAGCCAAGAUCGCGCCACUGCACUCCAGCCUGGGCGACACAGCAAGACUCUUGUCUCAAAACAAACAAACAAAAAAAACCUAAAUUAUAUUGGUUGGUACUAUCGUUAUUUUGAGUUGUGAACUCUUAAGCCCCAAAAUAGGAGGAAAAAAGGAAACAAGCUAUGACCUUCCAGUUUUGUUUUGUUUUUUUUUUUUUAAUUUCACAAAAACACCACUUAGAAGACCCUUCAUUUUAAAGAUGAGAAAACCGGUACUCAAGCAAUUUGCCCAGUGUCACACAGCUAGGAAAUGGUGGAAGUAUCUGUAAAAUCUCUAUGUGCAUUACUCUAUUACACUAGACAGGCAAAGCUAAAAGAACAGUUCAGGUACUAAAAGGAUCUAUUUUGUUACUGUGUUACCGACAGUUUGAAAACAUUAAUGAUUCUUUUCAAAGGAAAGUGUUAUAUUCAUGAAUUACUACUAUUUAAAAAUUAAUGUAUAAAAUGAGGAAAAUUAAGUGACACCUUGUGUUAUACACAGAAACAUGCCCCUGAUUCAGUGCCUCUGCUUAGCUGUAACAUGUUAAUCAGAACUACCUGGCAUCUUCCUGAACAAGACUUUCAAUAGGGGCCAGUAUGCUUCGCUUCAUCCAGAAGUUUUCUCAAGCAUCUUCAAAGAUACUGAAGUACUCUUUCCCAGUGGGACUAAGAACCAGCAGAACAGAUAUACUUUCUCUCAAGAUGUCUCUCCAGCAGAACUUCUCCCCAUGUCCAAGGCCUUGGCUUUCCUCAUCAUUUCCAGCGUAUAUGAGCAAGACACAGUGCUAUCAUACAUCCCCCUGCAGCUUUAAAAAGCAGCAGAAGCAAGCACUUCUAGCCAGGCCCCCAAGCACCAUCACUUACCUAACUGACAGCCCAAAGCCAGCAUUAUAUGUAACUCUGGCAGGACUAAUCCCCUUCGUUGCUCCACCACUGGUCAUGCUGAUGACAAAAACUUAUAUUCCCAUAUUAGCUUUUACUCAGAUGGCUUAUGGAGCCAGUUUCCUAUCUUUCUUGGGUGGGAUCAGAUGGGGUUUUGCUCUACCAGAAGGUAGUCCAGCCAAACCAGACUACCUUAAUUUAGCUAGCAGUACAGCUCCUCUUUUCUUUUCAUGGUUUGCCUUCCUUAUUUCUGAAAGACUUAGUGAAGCCAUAGUCACAGUAAUAAUGGGUAUGGGAGUAGCAUUCCACCUUGAACUUUUUCUCUUACCACAUUAUCCCAACUGGUUUAAAGCCCUGAGGAUAGUAGUCACUUUAUUGGCCACUUUUUCAUUUAUAAUCACUUUAGUAGUUAAAAGUAGUUUUCCAGAAAAAGGACAUAAGAGACCUGGUCAAGUAUAAAAAAUAUAAAAGUCUGGGAAGUGAGGAGCACCUCUGCCUGGCUGCCGCCCCGUCUGGGAAGUGAGGAGCGCCUCUGCCUGGCCGCCUGACCAUCUGGGAAGUGUGAGAAGCGCCUCUGCCCGGCCGCUGUGCAACCUUCCACGUGUGAAGUGACAGCCUUGUGUGUGAUCUUUUCUGUCUUCCCCAAGUUUGCAUUUUCGACAUUAAAGUUUACUUUUUAGUUAAAAGUUUUAAAUAUGUAUAUAUAUAAAUACACUGUAGAUAACAUUUGUAUGCCAGCUACACCUUUUUCUACUUCUGUUUGGCUUUUUUUCCCCACACCAAUGGUAAUUUAUCUUCACAGAUUGUUCUUCAUUUCUAGAAAUUGUUACUUCAUGGUAAUUACUUGAGCAAAAGCUUGAAAAUCCCUGACAAGUACUUUUCAUCUCAUAGUAUAUUAGUUUUCACUCAGUCAUUUUAUGAAUAAUAUAGUUAUCCACUUAAACAUUUCAAUAUUUUAACCAUCUUGAAAAUUAAAGAUUAAAAAUCCCC